Molecule: messenger RNA, 1651 nt
Organism: Phodopus roborovskii (desert hamster)
Lineage: Eukaryota; Metazoa; Chordata; Mammalia; Rodentia; Cricetidae
Gene: Akr1e2
Product: aldo-keto reductase family 1 member E2
Exons: 10
Coding region: 10-915 (301 amino acids)
Cellular component (GO): cytosol
Molecular function (GO): aldose reductase (NADPH) activity
Source: RefSeq, a predicted model, not a curated record
AGGGGAGCCAUGCAAACCAUCCCUAUAGUGGGCUUGGGCACCUGGAAGGCCAGUCCAGGAGAAGUAGCCGAUGCUGUGAAGGUGGCUAUCAGCUUGGGGUACCGGCACUUUGACUGUGCUUACUUAUACCACAAUGAGAGUGAGGUCGGAAUGGGAAUCAAUUCUAUGAUCAAGGAGGGUGUGGUGAAAAGAGAGGAUCUGUUUGUUGUCAGCAAGCUGUGGUGUACCUACCACAAGAAGUCUUUGGUGAGAACAGCAUGCACCAAUACCCUAAAGGCCUUAAACUUGAAAUACUUGGAUCUCUACCUCAUACAUUGGCCCAUGGGUUUCAAGCCCGGAGAAAAAGAUGUGCCUUUGGAUUGCAAUGGCAUGGUCAUACCCAGUAACACCAACUUUCUGGACACAUGGGAGGCCAUGGAGGACCUGGUGAUUGAAGGACUGGUGAAGCACAUUGGGGUGUCAAACUUUAACCAUGAACAGCUUGAGAAACUUUUAAAUAAGCCUGGUUUGAGGUUCUGUCCCAUCACUAACCAGAUUGAAUGCCACCCAUAUCUUAACCAGAAGAAUCUGAUUGAGUUUUGCCAUAAAAGAAAUGUGUCUGUGACAGCUUACCGUCCUCUGGGAGGCUCAAUAGAUGGGGUUGACUUGUUGGAUGACCUUGUCAUUAGGAAGAUCUCAAAGAAGCAUGGGAAGUCUCCUGCUCAGAUUUUGAUCCGAUUUCAGAUCCAAAGGAAUGUGAUAGUGAUACCCAAAUCUGUAACCCCAAGUCGGAUUAGGGAGAAUUUCCAGGUAUUUGAUUUUGAAUUAACUGAAAAAGAUAUGGAGGAACUCCUAAGCCUAAACAAGAACCUCCGGUUGGCUACAUUCCCCUUAACAGAAAACCACAAGGACUAUCCUUUCCACAUAGAGUACUGAAGGCAGCUUCCCUCACCCUCGUUUGUUCUCAGAUCACCAAGGUUGGCAGCAUGGUUCCACCUCUGCAAAGGCUGUGUGGUCUCAGCCAGGAAUGACAACAGAGUUAGAAGCAAGGGAAAUUCUGCUUAGAGCAGAGGACCUGUUCUUGGAGAAACAUAAAGACACAAUAAUGAGAAAGAGAAGUUCCAUGAGGGCCAUGGCUGUUGCUGAGUUGUUAGACUGUUGCUAAACAAUGUAAUUUAUGUAGAUUAGUCCUUGUGGCUUCUAUCCUCUGAAAUGAGAUACUGAUGGCUCAUGAAUUAAAAUUACCUUCACCUUUGAAGAAAAUCCGCUUGAUAGAAGUGUUUGAAUAAUCUAUAACAUUUGAGAAGUUAAUAUAAUUAAUAUCCAUAAGUUGGCUUCAAAAGCCAUCGGCCUGAGGCCAGUUGUGUUUUUCCUUUAUACUACUCUCUGCACUCCAGAGCUUUCUAGAUUAUUUUCAAGCAAAAUCUACCCUCACAAAGCAAAAUGACCAUGAUACUUUGCAUAUCUCAGAUUACUUAUACUUAAACCAGUGCCAAUUUGGAAUUUUUUUUCCUUAAUCAUGAUUCAUAUCAAAAUGAUCCUUUGACUUGUGGGCUGCAUGGAUUUGAUGGGAGCAUUUCCAAUGCAAUGGGACUGAGGAUGGAAUUCCCCAUUAGCAGUGGUCCUGAACAUGUGCUUGUCUGCAGAAUGAGAAUAUAAGACCUCACCACUC